AUGAUCAAGACAUUAAUGGUGUAUACUGUGACCACUGGGCUUCUAACCAGUCUUGUAGCCCUUGUUUUACUAAUAGUGGCAGUAGCACUUCCAAAAUCACCAGCAUAUCUUUCCGUACCUAACUGGCUUGAAAACGUGUACGUCAGUGCCCUGUUAGCCACUCUCAACCGUCGUGACGAGAUCAAGAAGGAAGCAAUGCCAAUGACAGGCGUCAUCACUUUGCCACUGGAAUCUCUAGGGACAAAUGCUACCAGUGAACAGGGAAUAGUUGUAAUGGGAUCAGAGGAUACAGGCACUUCAUACAAAUCUUGA
Molecule: messenger RNA, 312 nt
Organism: Psilocybe cubensis
Lineage: Eukaryota; Fungi; Basidiomycota; Agaricomycetes; Agaricales; Agrocybaceae
Exons: 3
Coding region: 1-312 (103 amino acids)
Source: RefSeq, a predicted model, not a curated record